Messenger RNA from Neoarthrinium moseri, 1173 nucleotides. RefSeq lists its product as uncharacterized. NCBI's taxonomy places the organism in Eukaryota, Fungi, Ascomycota, Sordariomycetes, Amphisphaeriales, Apiosporaceae. Gene Ontology annotation, molecular function: actin filament binding. Gene Ontology annotation, cellular component: Arp2/3 protein complex; actin cortical patch. The transcript has 3 exons. Gene Ontology annotation, biological process: Arp2/3 complex-mediated actin nucleation. The record is from RefSeq and is a predicted model, not a curated record. Bases 1 to 1173 code for a protein of 390 amino acids.
AUGGCGGCUCCUCCCAUAGUUCUCGAUGGCGGCACAGGUUUCCUCAAGGUCGGAUACGCCGCCCAGAACUUCCCCGAAUUCCAAUAUCCCUCCAUCGUCGGCCGCCCCAUCCUGCGAUCCGAAGAGAAGGGCAGCGACAAUGACAUGAUCAUCAAGGACAUCAUGUGCGGUGACGAGGCCGCUGCCGCCCGUACCAUGCUGCAGAUCAGCUACCCUAUGGAGAACGGUAUCGUCAAGAAGUGGGACGAUAUGCAGCACCUCUGGGACUACACCUUCUUCGAGAAGAUGAAGGUCGACCCGACCGGCCGCAAGAUCCUGCUGACCGAACCGCCCAUGAACCCCCUUAGGAACCGCGAGCAGAUGUGCGAGGUCAUGUUCGACCGCUACGGCUUCGGCGGAGUCUAUGUCGCCAUCCAGGCCGUGCUGGCCCUGUAUGCCCAAGGUCUCAGCUCCGGUGUCGUCGUAGACUCCGGUGAUGGUGUCACGCACAUUGUCCCCGUCUACGAAUCAGUCGUGCUCAACCACCUCACCCGGCGGCUGGAUGUUGCCGGCCGCGACGUCACGCGCAACCUGAUUGCCCUGCUGCUGCGCAGAGGCUAUGCGCUCAACCGGACCGCCGACUUCGAGACAGUGCGUCAGAUCAAGGAGAAGCUGUGCUAUGUUUCCUACGACCUGGAGCUGGACAAGCGUCUUAGUGAAGAUACGACCGUCCUCGUCGAGAGCUACACCCUGCCCGACGGCCGUGUCAUCCGCGUAGGGAGCGAGCGCUUCGAGGCUCCCGAGUGCCUCUUCCAACCCCACCUCGUGGAUUGCGAGCAGCCUGGCAUUGCCGAGUUUCUGUUCAACACGAUCCAGGCCGCCGAUGUCGACGUGCGCUCGUCGCUCUUCAAGGCCAUUGUCCUGUCGGGUGGAAGCAGCAUGUAUCCCGGCUUGCCCAGCCGCCUGGAGAAGGAGUUGAAGCAGCUAUGGCUCACGCGUGUCCUGGGCGGCAACCCCGAACGUUUGAGCAAGUUCAAGGUUAGGAUAGAAGACCCCCCGCGACGGAGGCACAUGGUUUUCUUGGGUGGUGCGGUGCUGGCCAACAUCAUGGCCGACAAGGAGAGCAUGUGGAUCACAAAGCAGGAGUGGGAAGAGCAGGGCACAAGGGUUCUGGAGAAGCUAGGUCCGCGAUAG